Messenger RNA from Mesorhabditis spiculigera, 612 nucleotides. The record is from the annotation of a GenBank genome assembly. Lineage: Eukaryota; Metazoa; Nematoda; Chromadorea; Rhabditida; Rhabditidae.
AUGUCGCUGAGCGCUCGGGGGAGCAAAAAUCCGAUGGUGCGACACAAAUCGACGGAGGGGAAACAGCCGAAGGGUGGCAUGAUUGAGGCGAUUAAGCUGAAACUUCACUCUGACCGUGAUCACCAUUCAAAUGCCGCUCCACAUUCGCCGCUCCUGAAUUCAAAACUUGAAGGCUACACCGAAGAAGAGCUUGCCGAAUAUCGACAAGUCUUCAACAUGUUUGAUACAGAUCGUUCUGGAGCUAUCGGACUAGAGGAGCUUGAAGCGGCUAUGAGGAAUCUAGGACUAGAGCAGACAAGGGAGGAAUUGGAUCGAAUAAUUGAUGAGGUAGAUCAACGUGGUAAUCACGAAAUAGACUUUGACGAGUUUUGUGAUGUCAUGAGACGCCUUUAUGACAGGGAAAAAGAGCUGGAACAGUGUCAUCAAGGAUCUGAAUCCGGGGUAAUCUCCAAAAAAGAUUUCCAAUAUAUUCUUCGCGAGCUCGGGGACAUCACCGACUCGACGAUUCAAGAUGAAAUAUUUUUGGAGGCCGACGUUGAUGGCAACGGUCUGAUCGACUAUGACGAAUUUACGUAUAUGUGUAAAAAUUAUAUGCUGGACGAGGAUAUUAAU